GGCCGGGGGCCAUGUCCCUCAUCCCCUGGCUGCGGUGGCCCGAGGCCUCGCCCCGGCUGUCCUCCCGGAGCCCGGCCGAGAUGGUGCUGGAGACGCUGAUGAUGGAGCUGGCGGGGCAGAUGCGAGAGGCCGAGAGGCAGCAGCGGGAGCGCAGCAGCGCGGGCCGGAAGGUGUGCACCGGCGUGGACUACAGCUGGCUGGCCCGCGCGCCGCGGCCCGCCUACGACCUCAGCCCCGGGGAGCGGCUGCAGCUGGAGGACGUCUGUGCCAAGAUCCACCCGUCCUACUGUGGGCCUGCCAUCCUCAGGUUCCGGCAGCUGGUGGCAGAGCACGAGCCCGAGGUGCAGGAGGUGUCCCGGCUCUUCCGCUCGGUGCUGCAGGAAGUCCUGGAGAGGAUGAAGCAGGAGGAGGAGGCCCACAAGCUGACGCGGCAGUGGAGUCUGCGGCCCCGCGGCAGCCUGGCCACCUUCAAGACCCGCGCGCGCAUCUCCCCGUUCGCGAGCGACAUCCGGACCAUCUCCGAGGACGUGGAGCGGGACACGCACCCGCCGCCCCGGACCUGGAGCAUGCCCGAGUUCCGGGCGCCCAAAACCGACUGACCCCCACCACUGCCCUGCUCAGGAGCUGAGCCACCUGCAGGAGGGCAUGAUGGGCUGGUGACCUGGUCGCUGGGUCCUGGAACCUCCCCACCCACCCGUGAUGAGAACAAAGAGGCGACCGCAUCCCAAGAUACUGCUGUACCAUGGAGCAACCUCUCCCCGCCCCACCCUCUUCCUCUGGCCAUAAAGCCGAGCUGG
Lemur catta (Ring-tailed lemur) is the source of this 797-nucleotide messenger RNA. RefSeq names its product RD3 regulator of GUCY2D (gene RD3). The coding region runs from base 12 to 599 and encodes 195 amino acids. The record is from RefSeq and is a predicted model, not a curated record. Lineage: Eukaryota; Metazoa; Chordata; Mammalia; Primates; Lemuridae. The transcript has 2 exons.